AUCCAGACGCGAUUAAAUAUUUUGUGCUUGAUAUGUUUAAGAGCGGUACAUGAGCAUUGAUAAUUUUUUACGAUUCUAGCACCGCAGAUGAUAAAAUCAACAUGAAUGUGUCUGCUUGGAUGACCUUAUGCUUAGGAGGUAAUCGCUGCAUCCAAUGUCAUUUUUAGAGAAGAUGUGGAUGUAUGUGCUUUUCACUGCUUUUUGAUGGAAUUAAGGAAAUUCUGAACCGCAGCUUCCCCGUAUUUUUUAACCUUUUUUUUUCUUUAGCUCGUUGGGUCUGUGGUGCUACAUAAAUAGGCCCUCUUCUGAGCACGGGAGUAGCUUGGAUCGUCCAUGCCUGUGAGUGGCAUCUAUGAAGGACGUACAAGUUGUUAUUGUUACUCAGACAUAUGGUGCUCAUGGUGUGCAACGGCCUACAUCUUUCGCUACACUUUUGGACCAAUCCACUGAUCAGAUGAGGAAUGAUACAUCUAGGAAGAAGAAGAAGAAGAAGAAUGAAGGCCUUUUAUCAAACUUGAUGGAUGAUACAUUAGUUGUUUCGGGUAAUGGCAGUAAACUUAACAAUUUGUUAGUUGACUCCUGUCAUAGAACCAGAGGCAUGGGCAAGGCUAAAUUGGAUAUUUCGCAUGCUAACUGAUUCUGUGAGUGUUGGCUGACUCUUGACGUACUUUUUUCUCUGUCUACUUUUUAAUCCUUUUUUUGGGUAUACAUGUAUUUAUAAGUGUGUUGUAUGAUGGGUGGCUCGGGUGUGAAUUUGGGCCCUGUUGUCCAAACUAUUUGUACUUUUCCACACAAUUCUUAUAUAUU
This is a messenger RNA of Phalaenopsis equestris, 807 nucleotides long. RefSeq lists its product as uncharacterized. The transcript has 2 exons. Bases 353 to 637 code for a protein of 94 amino acids. The record is from RefSeq and is a predicted model, not a curated record. NCBI's taxonomy places the organism in Eukaryota, Viridiplantae, Streptophyta, Magnoliopsida, Asparagales, Orchidaceae.